AUUCACAUUGUCUGAGGAGAGUAGCCCUUUCAGAACCGAGUUGCGCGGACACGUCCGUCCAACAUGUCCUCGUUGCUCAAGCCGUUCUCGCUCUGUGAGGGUCCCUGUGAGACCCGCUGUACCCAGAGACAAACCCCGAGCCCGGCUCUCCAUCCGCAGCCUCCGGCCCAGCUGGGCUCACUGCCCGAAUACCCGAAUCUCUUCCCGUGCAGGAGGAAGGUGGCGGCCGCCGCUCCCGGAGGGAGGAGGAUCACCCACCCCGGGAAAGCGAUCCUAGCAGGAGGUAUUGCAGGAGCCAUAGAGAUCUGCAUCACCUUCCCCACAGAGUAUGUGAAGACUCAGCUGCAGCUGGACGAGCGGGCCAACCCACCCAGAUACAGGGGCAUCGGAGACUGUGUGAAGCUGACCGUGCAGGAUCAUGGACUCCGGGGUCUGUACCGAGGUCUCAGCUCCCUGCUCUACGGGUCCAUACCCAAAUCUGCGGUCAGGUUUGGCACGUUUGAGAUCCUCAGCGCGCCGAUGCGUGAUCACACGGGUCGCCUGGACAACAUGCGGAGCCUCCUGUGUGGGUUAGGAGCCGGGAUAGCUGAGGCCGUGCUCAUCGUCUGCCCUAUGGAGACGCUGAAGGUGAAGCUGAUCCACGACCAGUGCUCCAUGCGACCUCGGUACCGAGGCUUCUUUGACGGAGUCGGUCAGAUCGUCAGAGAACAGGGUUUGAGAGGCACAUAUCAAGGUCUGACAGCCACUGUUCUGAAACAAGGAAGCAACCAGGCCAUCCGGUUCUACGUCAUGACCUCUUUGAAGAACUGGUACAAAGGUGACGAUUCCAGAAGGCAAAUGCAUCCGAUUGUGACGGCCAUGUUUGGAGCGACAGCUGGAGCAGCCAGUGUUUUUGGAAACACGCCUCUGGAUGUGGUGAAGACAAGGAUGCAGGGUUUAGAAGCCCACCGAUACAAAAACACUCUGGACUGCGCCUUCCAGAUCCUGAAACACGAAGGACCACAUGCGUUCUACAAAGGCACGGUUCCUCGGCUGGGCCGCGUGUGCCUGGACGUGGCCAUAGUCUUCGUCAUUUACGAGGAGGUGGUGAAGAUGCUGGACGGCGUGUGGAAGACGCAGUGACGCAGGAGGAGGAGCACAGAUCAGUGCCUCGCAUUACGCACAACCUAACACCUCUAUUCUAGCUACUCUGGCGGUCUGCAGCUGACAUGUGACCGGUGUCCACACUGUUGCCUGACAUUCACGGGACUGACCAGAACCACUCUAAACAGAGGACGGGGAGGGUUGAUUCUUCGCUGAAGCAGUCAGACAAAAAGGAAAUCUUUUAUUUUGAAGGACACAGUCAGAACACCCAGGCUCAGUUUGAAGAAUACUACAUUUAGAGAAGUAUUAUUACACAGAACUGUUUAGUUCUCGCCACCAAGUCCGAACCGGAUCUUGAUUCACUUUUACAGAGCGAACAACAAAGAUUCAAUUAGAUUCAAACUUUGUUUUUGAACCUCUGCAACGCAUCUGCACAACUCUUCCACACGCCUCCGCGUUGUCGUGCUUUUGUUGCGUCGACACCAAAACUCACUCGAGUCUUUUCACUCUGUGUCUGGGGAAUUACCAAAGGUUCGUAAAAGUAUUCACUCGUCAUCUUGUUGCCUCACAGCCUGGAAUUUAAGAGCAAUUUGGCAGGUUUUGUAUUGAUUUUACACAACAAACCAAAUAAUUUCAAAGUUGACCCUGCAGCUUUGCCUU
Nematolebias whitei (Rio pearlfish) is the source of this 1743-nucleotide messenger RNA. It is a transcript of the gene slc25a1a, whose product is annotated as solute carrier family 25 member 1a. NCBI's taxonomy places the organism in Eukaryota, Metazoa, Chordata, Actinopteri, Cyprinodontiformes, Rivulidae. The coding region runs from base 64 to 1122 and encodes 352 amino acids. Gene Ontology annotation, biological process: mitochondrial citrate transmembrane transport. The record is from RefSeq and is a predicted model, not a curated record. The transcript has 9 exons.